Messenger RNA from Cooperia oncophora, 876 nucleotides. The record is from the annotation of a GenBank genome assembly. Lineage: Eukaryota; Metazoa; Nematoda; Chromadorea; Rhabditida; Trichostrongylidae.
AUGCACAAACGUCCAAUUUAUACUGUAAUUGGGAAAGACGGAAGCCCACUGCCGACAGAUGACAACGCAGCUUACAUUAGAGAGGAUGGAAAAGCUAUUCCAACUGAUUCAAGCGGGAAACCACUCGGAGAAGACGGUUCACCACUGCCUACCAAUGUUUACGGUAACUACGUCGUUGAACCCCUUGAAGAAGCCAUUAGCAAGGGUUUCCCAACAGAUGAAAGUGGAAAAGUGAUAUAUCCCGUCACAAGACCAGAUGGACUCCCGGAUACUGCUGUGAGAGAAGGAGCUACUGUUCCUACCCUUGCUAGCGGAAGACCUGUUCCAUAUGUUGCUGUUAGUGAAGAUGGUAGACCUCUUCCCACAGAUCAGUAUGGCAGUGCAAUGGGAGAAGACGGCUCCCCUCUGCCCACAGAUGACACGGGACGUCCACUAGACCAUACCAACAAGCCAUUCCCCACAAACACCUACGGUGAAUACGUGGUACCUCCAUUCAGAAGACAAUCUGCCCACUGUCUUGUUUCGUCUCACAUAGAACUGAUAGUUGUUCUCGACACAUCCAAUACUGUCAAGGUCCUGGACUAUCGUGUAAUGAAGGAACUUCUCAAAAGCUUUUUGUCUGAUCAUUUCGACUUGAACAGAAACAAAGUUCGAGUUGCCGUUGUGAAAUACGGAGAAACUGCCGAGGUGCCCGUUUCGCUCGGUGACUACGACCACGUGGAUGAUCUCCUGCAUAGGAUAAGUGAAGCGAAGCGUGUGAAGGGAAAGCCAUUGUUAGGAUCAGCACUCAAGGAAGCUGCUGGAGAAAUUCUUAUUUCUGGAACAGAUGAAGUGCCAAAAUUCGUGCUACUCUUCAAGAACGGUGUCUCUUCGUGA